Molecule: messenger RNA, 1527 nt
Organism: Exophiala aquamarina CBS 119918
Lineage: Eukaryota; Fungi; Ascomycota; Eurotiomycetes; Chaetothyriales; Herpotrichiellaceae
Product: aspartyl aminopeptidase
Exons: 2
Coding region: 1-1527 (508 amino acids)
Biological process (GO): proteolysis
Cellular component (GO): fungal-type vacuole
Molecular function (GO): metalloaminopeptidase activity; zinc ion binding
Source: RefSeq, a predicted model, not a curated record
AUGGCUCCCGUCAGUAUUAAGGUCGCGGCCAACGACUUCCUCGACUUCGUCAAUGCGUCUCCAACUCCCUUUCAUGCGGUCAAGUCUGUCAAGGAGCGAUUGAGCAAAGUCGGGUUCAAGGAGAUCAAGGAGAAAGAGUCAUGGUCAUCCGCCCUGCGCCCCGGUGGUAAAUAUUUCCUCACCAGGAAUGGAUCUACUGUCGUUGCAUUCGCCAUUGGCAAGAAGUGGAAGCCAGGAAAUCCUAUCUCCAUGAUCGGUGCCCACACCGACUCGCCUUGUUUACGAAUCAAGCCGGUGAGCAAGAAGCAAGGUGAUGGCUUCCUUCAAGUUGGCGUCGAGACAUAUGGCGGUGGACUAUGGCAUACAUGGUUCGAUCGAGACCUUGGGCUGGCAGGAAGGGUAAUGGUACGAGAAAAAGACGGCGAUGUGGUUCAAAAAUUGGUUCACAUCGACAAACCUAUCUUACGCAUCCCUACGCUUGCAGUCCAUCUUGACCGUCAAGAGACCUUUUCCUUCAACAAAGAAACCCAGCUAUUCCCUAUUGCUGGCCUGGUAUCAGCCGAAUUGAAGCGCCAGGACGAGAAGAAAAGCAAAGUCUCAAGUGAUGAGGCGGAAGAGGAGAAUAAGCCAUUCACUCCGCUCAAGGCUCUUACUUCGCGCCAUCAUCCUCAUAUCGUUGAGCUUAUUGCUGCUGAUGCCACAGUCGCGCCUGAGAGUGUGGUGGACUUUGAACUUGUGCUCUACGACACGCAAAAGGCUGUUCUCGGAGGUCUAAGCGAUGAAUUCAUCUUCUCUGCGAGACUCGACAAUCUCAAUCAGACAUAUUGUGCAACCAUGGGCCUAAUCAACUCUUUACGCUCCUCGUCUGCUCUAGACGAUGAAACAUCCAUCCGUCUGGUUGCCUGUUUUGAUCACGAAGAAAUUGGAAGUAUGACGGCCCAAGGCGCAUUUUCAGUUAUGCUUCCGGCCAUUAUUCGCAGACUGUCUGUCUUGCCAUCUUCAAUCUUUGCUGGUGAAGGGUCCGAGGAGUCAUACGACCAUGCAGCCGAGCCGGAAUUUUCCACGGCCUAUGAGCAGAGUUUGUCCAGCUCAUUCUUGCUAUCGGCAGAUAUGGCUCACUCAGUCAACCCCAAUUAUGGCGCGAAAUAUGAAAGUGACCACAGACCAGAAAUGAAUCAAGGACCAGUCAUUAAGAUCAACGCCAAUGCUAGGUAUGCCACAAACUCCCCCGGUAUUGUGUUGCUUCAGGAGGUUGCUCGAAAGGCAGCCAAAAUCAUCGAUAGCGACCCUGAGGGUGUACCACUGCAAUUGUUCGUGGUACGGAACGAUUCAAGCUGUGGAAGCACGAUUGGCCCAAUGCUAUCUGCCCAUCUUGGUGCACGUACGCUUGACCUUGGGAACCCGCAGCUAUCAAUGCACAGCUGUCGUGAAACUGGAGGUGCUGACGAUGUGCACCAUGCCAUUCGACUAUUCAGCAGUUUUUUCCAACAUUAUUCAUCUAUGGAGAAAACCAUAUUAGUCGAUUAA